GAGUGAGAGAGGGAGGGACAUCAGAAGAGUAUAGGGCUUAUAUACACCGUCAGAAAGACGAGUUCUUCAAAGCACCGAAAGGACUGUUUACGUUUCAGGAGAGAAGCUGAAGCAUACUGGUCGAAGAGGAACGUUUGAAAAAGGAAGAUGGUGCGGUGGUUUCACAGAGAUCUGUCUGGUUUAGAAGCAGAGGCCGUUCUGAAGACCCGAGGUUUCCAUGGGAGCUUCCUGGCCCGACCCAGCAAGAAGAAUGUGGGCGAUUUCUCCCUAUCCGUUAGAGUGGGGAAUAUGAUCACCCACAUCAGGAUUCAGAACACAGGCGAUUAUUAUGACUUGUAUGGCGGGGAGAAGUUUGCUACUUUGGCCGAGCUGGUGGAAUACUACACUGCAGACCAUGGAGUUUUACAGGAUAAAGAUGGGACAGUUAUUGAGCUCAAAUACCCACUAAACUGCUCUGACCCCACUACGGAGAGAUGGUACCAUGGCCACCUGUCAGGUCCAAAUGCUGAGAAACUGCUUCGUGAGCGCAACGAGCCUGGGACGUUCCUGGUCAGGGAGUCGCUCUCCAAACCAGGAGACUUUGUGCUGUCUGCACUAACCGAUGAGCAAACCAGUGCUGGUGGGAGGGUCUCCCAUAUAAAGAUCAUGUGCAAUAAUGACCGCUAUACGGUUGGUGGUAAAGAAAUUUUUGACAGUUUGACAGACCUUGUUGAGCACUUCAAACGUACCGGUAUCGAGGAGUUAUCUGGCACAAUGGUUUACCUAAAACAGCCCUAUUACUCCACCAGGUUAAAUGCAGCUGAUAUUGAGAGCAGAGUAAAGCAGCUCGACCAGACGUCAGAGAGAGAGGAAAAGGAGGGGUCUGAUAAAAAAAUAAAAGCCGGAUUCUGGGAAGAGUUUGAUGCACUGCAGAAGCUUGAAACUAAGGUAACGAAGAGCAGAGACGAAGGGAUGAGACCAGAAAACAAAAGCAAAAACAGAUACAAGAACAUCCUUCCAUUUGAUGAAACCCGGGUUAUCCUGGCGAAUGCAGAUCCUAAUGUCGUCGGCUCUGAUUACAUCAAUGCCAACUAUGUAACAAACAAAUUAAUGGAAAUCGAUCACCAGAAAGUUUACAUCGCCUGUCAAGGCUGCCUUGCGACCACUGUAAAUGAUUUUUGGCAAAUGGUAUGGCAGGAAAAGACAGGAGUAAUCGUCAUGACAACAAGGGAGGUUGAAAAAGGACGGAACAAAUGUGUCCCAUACUGGCCAACGACUCAAGGAGAGAGCAAGGACGCAGGGAGAUAUGUGGUUAAGUUACUGUCUGAGAUGGAUGCUACUGAUUAUAAGGUCCGAGUGUUGGAACUCUCAGCUCCUCAUCGGAAAGAGCAACCAAGAACCAUCUGGCACUACCAGUAUUUAAGCUGGCCAGAUCAUGGUGUGCCCCAGGAACCCGGUGGAGUUCUUAGCUUUCUGGAGCAGGUCAACGGCAAACAGCAUGAACUUCGCUCAAACGGACCAAUGAUAAUUCACUGCAGUGCUGGUAUUGGACGAACAGGAACCAUUGUGGUGAUAGACAUGCUUAUAGAUACAAUUGAUGCUAAAGGUCUGGACUGUGACAUUGACAUCCAGAAGUGUAUUCAGAUGGUUAGGGAUCAGCGGUCCGGCAUGGUACAGACUGAGGCCCAGUACAAGUUUAUCUACAUGGCCGUGCUUCACUAUAUAGAAUCAACUAAGGUCACACAUAAAGCCGUCAUGGAAACAGAAACUGAGUAUGGAAACCUCUCAAUUCAACCCAAACACCAGAAAGCCAGUCGCAAAACCUCUUCAAAGAAAAACGAAGAUGUCUAUGAGAAUCUUGGCGCAAAGGGAAAGAAAGAUGUCAAAAAACAGAAAUCAGAGGAUAAGAAGAGUGGCUCUGUGAGAAAACGAUAAAAAUGAAACAGAUGAGAUUUAAAUUGUGCUUUAUAGUUGUACAGCUUAUUUUUAAAAUAAAUUUUCAGCUGUUUUGCAUACAAGUUGUUUAAAGUGUACUGAGCCAGAGGUUUUUAGAAAGAAGACAACAUUUUUAUUGAUGACCAACAAAUUCUGCAAAAUUUCUAUUUGUGUUUGUUCAUUUUUAAUUAUUUAGAAAAAUAAUUUUUUUUAAGUUUUAACUGUGCUUUUCCCCAUGUCGUUCUCAAUUUUAAUAAAAGUCUUGUUAAAAGACUGUUCAAAA
Molecule: messenger RNA, 2197 nt
Organism: Paramisgurnus dabryanus
Lineage: Eukaryota; Metazoa; Chordata; Actinopteri; Cypriniformes; Cobitidae
Source: RefSeq, a predicted model, not a curated record